AUGGCGGCGGCUAGCGGCCUCUUGCCCUGCCUCCCAGUCACCAAAUCCUCCUGGAGCUGACGAGGUCCUCGUGGGCCAGGCCUGGACGGAGUGGGAGAGUGGAUUUGGAGACACGAGUGGGGGAAGCCCGGCCCAGGGCUAAGUGGGGGAACAGCCCAGCCUGAGCUGCAAGGUUAAAGAGGGAAGCCAGGGAAAGCCAUCCUGAGAAAGUGCCAUUGGAGCCAAGAUGUGCAGGAGGUGUUACCUUCCUCUGAGGGUCCCAUGGCCAGACCCUCAUUUUGGCUGGGGAACGAAACCCUGAAGGUGCCUCUGGCGCUCUUUGCCCUGAACAGGCGGCGCCUGUGUGAGCGUCUGCGAAAGAACCCGGCGGUGCAGGCCGGCUCUGUCGUGGUGCUGCAGGGCGGGGAGGAGACUCAGCGCUACUGCACCGACACCGGGGUCCUCUUCCGCCAGGAGUCCUUCUUUCACUGGGCCUUCGGUGUCACCGAGCCAGGCUGCUACGGCAUGAUGGACGUGGACACUGGGAUGUCGACGCUCUUCGUGCCCAGGUUUCCUCCCAGCCACGCCACCUGGAUGGGAAAGAUCCCCUCGAAGGAGCACUUCAAGGAGAAGUACGCCGUGGACGACGUCCAGUACGCAGACGAGAUCGCCAGCGUCCUGACAUCACGGAGCCCCUCCGUCCUCCUCACUUUGCGCGGCGUCAACACCGACAGCGGCAGCAUCUGCAGGGAGGCCUCCUUCGAGGGCAUCAGCAAGUUCAGUGUCAACAACACCAUUCUUCAUCCGGAGAUUGUGGAAUGCCGGGUCUUCAAGACAGACAUGGAGCUGGAGGUUUUGCGCUACACCAAUAAAAUUUCCAGCGAGGCCCACCAGGAGGUAAUGAAGGCUGUAAAAGUGGGAAUGAAAGAAUAUGAGAUGGAAAGCCUCUUCGAGCACUACUGCUUCUCCCGGGGUGGCAUGCGCCACAGCUCCUACACCUGCAUCUGCGGCAGUGGUGAGAACUCGGCCGUGCUGCACUACGGACACGCCGGGGCCCCCAACGACAAGACCAUCCAGGACGGAGACAUGUGCGUGUUCGACAUGGGCGGUGAGUAUUACUGCUUCGCUUCGGACAUCACGUGCUCCUUUCCCGCCAACGGCAAGUUCACCCCGGACCAGAAGGCCAUCUAUGAGGCGGUGCUGCGGAGCUCCCGGGCCGUCAUGAACACCAUGAAGCCAGGCGUCUGGUGGCCCGACAUGCACCGCCUGGCCGACCGCAUCCAUCUGGAGGAGCUGACCCGCAUCGGCGUCCUGACCGGCAGCGUGGACGCCAUGGUCCAGGCCCACCUGGGGGCCGUGUUCAUGCCUCACGGGCUCGGCCACUUCAUGGGCAUCGAUGUGCAUGACGUGGGAGGCUACCCCGAGGGCGUGGACCGGAUGGACGAGCCCGGCCUGCGGCACCUGCGCACCGCUCGGCACCUGGAGCCGGGCAUGGUGCUCACUGUGGAGCCCGGCAUCUACUUCAUUGACCACCUCCUGGACGAGGCCCUGGCUGACCCGGCCCGCGCCUGCUUCUUUAACCCCGAGGUCCUGCAACGCUUCCGUGGUUUUGGCGGGGUCCGGAUCGAGGAGGACGUCGUGGUGACUGACAGUGGCAUGGAGCUGCUGACCUGUGUGCCCCGCACAGUGGAAGAGGUUGAAGAAUGCAUGGCAGGCCGUGACAAGGCCUUCGCUCCCUUCUCUGGCCCAAAGUAGAGCCACGGGCAAGCGCACUUCAUGGACGGCGGCCUGACGGUUGGCCCCCAGCGGUGCUCAGAAAUCACAUGCGGCAUCGGCGUUUGAUCACACCAAAUAUGCUGUUUCCCAGGGAGAAACUUUUUUAUUAACCUUCUGUGGGAUCACACCCUUGAUCUGUUUUUACUUUGCUUGAAUGACAGCGGCUUUUAAAAUGCUAAUUUUCAAUUAUCCCGUUAUUUUGAAUAAUCCUGUUCUUCACUAGCAACUAAAUGUGUAUCUUGCCAUCAUUUGUACGCUGCUCAGGAAAGAUGCCGUCCUCGUAUUUUCUCUCAAAAUCAAUACACAGAAUGGAAUUUGCAAUAAAAGAUUUCCUAAAAUGGA
Molecule: messenger RNA, 2097 nt
Organism: Balaenoptera ricei (Rice's whale)
Lineage: Eukaryota; Metazoa; Chordata; Mammalia; Artiodactyla; Balaenopteridae
Gene: PEPD
Product: peptidase D
Exons: 16
Coding region: 262-1734 (490 amino acids)
Molecular function (GO): manganese ion binding; metalloaminopeptidase activity
Source: RefSeq, a predicted model, not a curated record